Messenger RNA from Quercus lobata, 483 nucleotides. RefSeq lists its product as uncharacterized. Gene Ontology annotation, biological process: translation. Gene Ontology annotation, cellular component: ribosome; mitochondrial large ribosomal subunit. Lineage: Eukaryota; Viridiplantae; Streptophyta; Magnoliopsida; Fagales; Fagaceae. The coding region runs from base 1 to 483 and encodes 160 amino acids. Gene Ontology annotation, molecular function: structural constituent of ribosome; large ribosomal subunit rRNA binding. The record is from RefSeq and is a predicted model, not a curated record. The transcript is spliced from 2 exons.
AUGGAAGAGGCAAGUCAGACAGCAUUUGAGAUAUAUUUGGACACUAGUUAUGACAUGGGCUUCAUGGCAUACGAUGAUGUGGGUCCAUCCCAUACGUUUGCCCAUGGGGACACAUAUCGAUCUCCAUCCACAUCCUCUACUACAUCUCCGUUACCCACCACUCGUACGUCUCCCUUACUGACUACUCGCACUACCCCCGUAGAUGUAUAUGGUAGAGAUAAGAUGAGAUUCAUGCCCACCCCUGGUGCUGUCCCCCCUGAGUUUGUGAAUACCAAGUACCCUACCAUUCAAGGGAAGAAAUGUGCAAGAUUGGGAGAUACAAUAGUUGCAUCAGUCAAGGAAGCCCAUCCAAAUGGAAAAGUCAAGAAAGGAAAAGUUGUGUUUGGUGUGGUUGUGCGUGCUACCAUGCAACAUGGUCGUUGCGAUGGCAGUGAGGUGAAGUUUGAUGAUAAUGUUGUGGUACUUGUUGACAAGCAAGGCUAG